Messenger RNA from Nymphalis io (European peacock), 2195 nucleotides. RefSeq lists its product as uncharacterized. NCBI's taxonomy places the organism in Eukaryota, Metazoa, Arthropoda, Insecta, Lepidoptera, Nymphalidae. The coding region runs from base 752 to 1996 and encodes 414 amino acids. The transcript has 4 exons. The record is from RefSeq and is a predicted model, not a curated record.
CGCUUCACAUAUGCCGACGACGAGAGAGGCGCGGGGCGCGGGGCGCGGGCUAGCGGCCCGUUGCGCGUGCGCCGCGAUUCACCGGUCACUCAGCGAGCGACAGCCAACUAGGCGGACACUUUAUCGUCCUUGCGUGCAAUUUGAAUACGCGAAUAAAUUAUUAUAAUACAGUCCAAGUCUUAUUACACCGAAGUCCCGUUAGGGCUCCUACAUUUUCUGGUCCUUCGAGCCGGAUAACCUGCAUACUUCCGUCGCAUUACAAUUGCAACGCAACGGUCAUUGACGUCGCGUGGUUUACAUUGACCGCGCCCAAGGACAAAGGACAAGAAGUCGUCUCCGUCAUCUACGUGGCAGCCUUUGUCGUCUGAAGAAGCUGAUGUCAGGGAGUAUAAUUCUGUAUUUGAGUGAGUCCAUCCAAUUACUUAUUUCCAACUUUCCCUAUUGAAAACUUCUUUUUGCUGAAAUUUUUAUUUUUUAAAUAUUUCUCCAUAAUUAAUCUUCUAGUUAAUCAAGUAAUAUAUUGCUUAAUUACUUCAUUGAUGCAUUAUUUAAUUAUUUUAUAACAAAAAGUACGCACGCACUUGACACGUGUUAACCUUGAAACCGGUCAAGUCUUAUCGCUUUGAAUAGAACCCGUUCGUCUACGCAAACAGGUGCUGCAUUUUUUAUAUCCAUUCAUUACGAUUCCUUUGUUUAAUUUUAUUUUUUAUGACUCUUUUUUUGUUUCACAUUGCAACAUAAAAACUUUAAGAUGUCUGAUAAUUUAAAAACCCUUAUUAAAAAACGUAGUUCAAUAAAGUCUAAAUUAACAAUAUUUAAUAAUUAUUUAAUGUUAAUAAAAAGCAGUCCCGAAUUAUCAGAGUUACAACGUCUUGACCUCAUGGAACGUUUUCGUAAAUUUGAAAAUUUAUAUAAUGAAUUUGAUGACCUGCAGAAUACGAUUGAACUACUUUCCGAGGAUGCCGAGUCUACGUUUACUGAGCGUGAGGACUUCGACCGUCAGUAUUUCAAUCUGGUGGCACUCACGCGCAGCCUGCUCGGUGCUUCGUCCAACGGUACUGGAUCUGAGGCGGGCUUCAAAGAUGCUGACUCAGAUAAAACUACUCAAAUACCAAAAAAAUCUAAUAAUAAUUUUAAUAAAUGUCCGCUUUGCUCCCAAGCACAUGCUUUAUACAAAUGUGAUUCAUUUCGAAGUUUAUCUAUUGAAAGUCGCAUACAAAAGGCAAAUGAUUAUAAUGAUUGUCUUAAUUACUUACGGUUAGGCCAUUCUGCUAAGCAAUGCAAACUAUCACAUUGCAAAUAUUGUAAAAUAAAACAUAAUACGCUUUUGCAUUUAAAUUCGAAUGACUUCAAAACUGUCAAUUCAUUGCUUUCUUCUUUGCACCUUGCUACGUCAAAUGUUGCACUUCCGGCCAAUUGCUUGCAGCUUGCUACUUCUGCGCAUGUAUUACUGUCCACAGCUCUGGUGAACGUGAUCGGCGCGUCGGGUAAAAAGUACACGGCACGUCUACUGCUGGACAACGGUAGCACGGCCAACUUUGUUACGCAGACAUUCUUCGAGAAACUGGGUUUGUUACGACGCGGUACUAGCACCAGGGUAACAGAUGCAUCGGAAAAGGCGUACGGGGCAUGUCUGUAUAUUCGAUCAAGUAGUGAUAAUGGCUCUACAAAUGUACAGCUUCUAGUCUCUAGAAACCGAAUAGCGCCUGUCAAACCGACGACCAUACCGAGGCUUGAACUUUGCGGAGCUUUGUUAGGUGCAAGGCUGUGUACUAAGGCCAAAUCCAAAUGGUUUAGUUCCAGAGGGGAGGUGAAACCAGGGUCUUUAGUCCUAAUCAAGGACAAAACAACACCACCGCUGCUCUGGUCCCUGGGUCGGGUCACACAGACCUUUCCCGGCGUAGACGGAGUCACGCGGGUGGCAGAAAUCAAAACGAAGAGAGGAACAAUUCGUCGCGCUUUCAAUAACAUCUGCCCCCUUCCUGAUCAAGAUUGAAGAGCACUCUUCAACCCGGGGAGUAUGUCGGCGCUUCACAUAUGCCGACGACGAGAGGCGCGGGGCGCGGGGCGCGGGCUAGCGGCCCGUUGCGCGUGCGCCGCGAUUCACCGGUCACUCAGCGAGCGACAGCCAACUAGGCGGACACUUUAUCGUCCUUGCGUGCAAUUUGAAUACGCGAAUAAAUUAUUAUAAUACA